AUGUCAUUUAAACGUGUAUGUGAUGGAUCAGGCAGCGAUUUACUCAAAAGUCUUGAGUCACAAAGGAUCAGAGAAUUACUUGGCAUUCAAAUACCAGAUGGUGAAGCUAAAUUGUUGUCCAAUGGGAAGUUGACUUGUAUGAUUUGUAUUCAAAGACCAAUUUUUGACACGAUUAAUGUGCUUUCAAUUCACAGAAAAGGAAAAAAACAUUUAAACGAACUUAGUAAAUAUUUGGAAAGAAAGGAAGAGUUAGAGUUAAUAAAGAUUAAGCAACAACAAAAAAAAUGCGUUCAGUCAUUUGGUGCUUCAAAAUUGUAUACUAGUUCUACAGAACGUAAAACAAAAUUAGAACUGCCAGCUGAUUCAGAUAAUUCUAAAGAAUCUUCUAUUGUUUCACGCUAUGUAUCUUCAAUGAAAAAAAAACCAUCUUUACAAGAUGUUAUAAACCGUGCUAGAAAACAUCCUUAUCAGCGACCGGUCUCUAAUUCACAUACUCCGGUGUCCAAAAAUACCUCAGAUAGCAUUCAAUCAAUACAGACUUCCAGCAGUAAAGAAAUUGAAAUUGGCUGGAUAAUUAAUUCUGACGGAUCAUGGUCUAAGGAUCCACAAGCUGAAUUUGAUUCUGAUGAUGACUGGUAA
Macrosiphum euphorbiae (potato aphid) is the source of this 639-nucleotide messenger RNA. NCBI's taxonomy places the organism in Eukaryota, Metazoa, Arthropoda, Insecta, Hemiptera, Aphididae. The record is from the annotation of a GenBank genome assembly.